AUGACAUCCUCAAUUCCUACUCAACCAUCACUGGUUUCAAACUCCCUAGGAAACAUCAUUGUUGUUUCCAAUAGGUUACCCGUCACCAUCAAUAAAAAUGAAAAGACUGGUAAAUAUGAAUAUAAAAUGUCAUCUGGUGGGUUAGUCACUGCUUUACAAGGGCUUAAAAAAACUUCCACUUUCCAAUGGUUCGGUUGGCCAGGUCUAGAGAUUCCAGAUGAUGAAAAAGAUCAAGUCCGUCAAGAUUUGCUAGAACAAUUCAAUGCAGUUCCAGUGUUUUUAUCCGAUGAAAUUGCUGAUCUUCAUUAUAAUGGGUUUUCUAAUUCCAUUCUUUGGCCACUUUUCCACUAUCACCCAGGUGAAAUCAAUUUCGAUGAAAAUGCUUGGUUAGCUUAUAAUGAAGCCAAUAGAACUUUUGCUAAAGAAAUUUUGAAACAUACAAACGAUAACGAUUUAGUUUGGGUUCAUGAUUAUCAUUUGAUGUUAUUACCUCAAUUGAUUAGAAAUGAAUUGGAAAAAAAACAUUUGAAAAAUGUCAAAUUAGGUUGGUUCUUACAUACCCCAUUCCCAUCUUCAGAAAUAUAUAGAAUCUUACCAGUAAGACAAGAGAUCCUUAGAGGUGUUCUAAGUUGUGAUUUAUUAGGUUUCCACACUUAUGAUUAUGCAAGACAUUUCUUAUCCUCCGUUCAAAGAGUACUCAAUGUAAAUACUUUACCUAAUGGUGUUGAAUAUCAAGGCAGAUUCGUAAACAUAGGUGCUUUCCCAAUCGGUAUAGAUGUAGACAAUUUCACACAGGGGUUAAAACAACCUCAAGUUAUUGAAAGAAUUAAACAAUUACAAAAGACCUUUAAUGGUUGUAAAAUUAUCGUUGGUGUAGAUAGAUUGGAUUAUAUUAAGGGUGUCCCACAAAAAUUGCAUGCUAUGGAAGUAUUUUUAAAUGAACAUCCAGAAUGGAUCGGCAAAGUUGUUCUAGUACAACUGGCUGUCCCAUCUAGAGGUGACGUCGAAGAAUACCAAUAUCUAAGAUCCGUAGUUAAUGAAUUGGUAGGUAGAAUCAAUGGUCAAUUUGGAACUGUUGAAUUCGUACCAAUCCAUUUCAUGCAUAAAUCAAUACCUUUCGAAGAAUUGAUCUCACUGUACGCUGCUAGUGAUAUUUGUUUAGUUUCAAGUACAAGAGAUGGUAUGAAUUUAGUCUCUUACGAAUAUAUCGCUUGUCAACAAGAGAAAAAGGGUUCUCUAAUCUUAUCUGAAUUCACAGGUGCAGCUCAAUCCCUAAAUGGGGCCUUGAUUGUAAAUCCUUGGAAUACCGAUGAUUUAUCUGAUGCAAUUAAUGAAGCUUUAACUUUACCAGAAGAAAAGAAGGUUGCAAAUUGGGAAAAAUUAUACAAAUACAUCUCAAAAUAUACUUCCGGUUUCUGGGGUGAAAAUUUCGUCCAUGAGUUAUAUAACACUUCAACUAAUCAUAAAUGA
Messenger RNA from Henningerozyma blattae CBS 6284, 1470 nucleotides. RefSeq names its product alpha,alpha-trehalose-phosphate synthase (UDP-forming) TPS1 (gene TPS1). Gene Ontology annotation, cellular component: cytosol; alpha,alpha-trehalose-phosphate synthase complex (UDP-forming). Gene Ontology annotation, biological process: cellular response to heat; trehalose biosynthetic process. Gene Ontology annotation, molecular function: alpha,alpha-trehalose-phosphate synthase (UDP-forming) activity. NCBI's taxonomy places the organism in Eukaryota, Fungi, Ascomycota, Saccharomycetes, Saccharomycetales, Saccharomycetaceae. Bases 1 to 1470 code for a protein of 489 amino acids. The transcript has a single exon. The record is from RefSeq and is a predicted model, not a curated record.